Xyrauchen texanus (razorback sucker) is the source of this 4622-nucleotide messenger RNA. Its product is annotated as protein PALS1. Gene Ontology annotation, biological process: protein localization to plasma membrane; generation of neurons; establishment or maintenance of polarity of embryonic epithelium. Gene Ontology annotation, cellular component: adherens junction; plasma membrane. The record is from RefSeq and is a predicted model, not a curated record. Gene Ontology annotation, molecular function: protein binding. Lineage: Eukaryota; Metazoa; Chordata; Actinopteri; Cypriniformes; Catostomidae. Bases 480 to 2447 code for a protein of 655 amino acids. The transcript is spliced from 15 exons.
CACGCGUGGACUCUCGAGCAGCUGCGACCAGUCACACAACAUGACAACUAAUGUGCUAUUCUGGUGAACUAAACUAUCUCUUAUUAAGUUUUUAUACCCGCAUUGGAGUAAAGUGACGCCUUAUCUGACUGAAAAGGAGGGGGUCAAAAGAGAGAGACUUUUAUUACUCAGGGAAAAGAGGCAGACGGGUCAUGACAGACGAGAAGUGAGGAGACCCUGCUUCAAUCUGGAGUGUUAAUCCUGUACUGACUGGCCAACACGGGUGUGGCUCCCUCUUUGGAGCCGCUGCUGACCUCAGCCCUACUGUCAUGGCCUCAGCCCUCACACCAUGUAGAAAGCACCCCUCCUAACCCUCAGCCCACACAUACACACACUCCCACACACACACAAUACACCACCACACUCUCGCACAGCAAUAAUGACCACCCCCUACAUGAACGGAUAUGUGACCCGAGGGAGGGAGCGGCGGAGGCACUGACAUGCUGGAGGAGGUGGUGCAGAGGCACAGGGAGAUGGCGGUGGACUGCCCUGGAGACCUGGGUGCCCGCACCCUGCCCGUCAGACGCAGCGCUCAGCUCGAACGGAUCCGGCAGCAGCAGGAGGACCGCAGGAGACGCGAGGAGGAGGGACGCAAGGAGCUUGAUCUUAACUCCUCCAUGCGUCUCAAGAAGCUCUCCCAGAACCCCAAGGUGGGCAUCGAUAACCCCACCUUUGAGCAAAUGGAAGGUCCUGGAGGCUCCAUAGGAGGUCUGCAAAACCUCAUCGCAUCACCAGCUCUACUAGAGCUGGAGGACUUGUUGAUGUCCCUGAAGCAGGUCCAGCAUUGUUUGAAUGACUCUCAGAGUCAAGAGGACGUGGAGCUAGUUCUACAGCUGGUCCAGAAAACUGACUUCCAGAAAGCCUUCAACAUCCACAACGCUGUGGCCCAGUACAUGAACCGGCCCAGCCCUCCCUUCCCCUUGACGGACCAUGCACAGAACCUUGCACAAGAGAUCCAGGCCAUGCUGCACAACAGCUCACAGAAGGAGGGAUUGGAACUAAGCACUCUGCUCACGACUCCUCAUGUGCAGGCUCUUAUGAUGGCCCAUGACAGCGUGGCUGAACAAGAGAUGCAGCUGGAGCCUCUUGCACCUUCAGUCAAUGCAAGUGAGACUCUCACCCAGUGGGGCGGGGAGACUGUCAAGAUUGUGCGGAUUGAAAAGUCCAAGGACAUCCCACUGGGAGCAACUGUGAGAAACGACAUGGACAGCGUGAUCAUCAGCCGCAUUGUAAAAGGAGGGGCGGCAGAACGCAGUUGCUUGCUGCAUGAAGGAGAUGAGAUACUUGAGAUCAAUGGUGUGGAGAUCCGCGGCAAAGAUGUCAACGAGGUCUUCGAUAUACUGGCGGAUAUGCAUGGUGUACUGACCUUCGUUCUGAUCCCCAGCCAACAGAUCAAACCACCUCCCAUUAAAGAGACAGUGGUGCAUGUGAAAGCACAUUUUGACUACGACCCUUCAGAUGACCCCUAUGUACCGUGUAGAGAGCUCGGUCUUUGCUUUCAGAAGGGAGAUAUCCUCCACAUCAUCAGCCAAGAUGACCCCAACUGGUGGCAGGCCUACAGAGAUGGGGAUGAAGACAAUCAACCUCUCGCUGGCCUGGUCCCUGGGAAAAGCUUCCAGCAGCAGAGAGAGGCAAUGAAACAAACCAUAGAGGAGGAUAAAGAGCCUGAGAAAUCUGGAAAACUUUGGUGUGCUAAAAAGAACAAGAAGAAGCGAAAGAAGAUGCAAUACAAUGCUAACAAAAAUGAUGACAUUGAUAAUGAAGAGAUUCUCACAUAUGAAGAGAUGGCACUGUACCACCAGCCAGCCAAUCGCAAGCGGCCCAUUGCUCUAAUUGGCCCACCCAACUGUGGGCAGAAUGAGCUCAGACAAAGACUCCUCUCCAGUGAGCCAGACAGGUUUGCUGGCGCCGUCCCUCACACCACACGAAACCGCCGCGAUAACGAGAUGAGCGGACGCGACUACCAUUUUGUGUCCCGCCAGGUCUUCGACUUGGACUCUGCGGCAGGGAAGUUCAUAGAGUCUGGAGAGUUUGAGAAGAACCUUUAUGGCACUAGUUCCAACUCGGUCCGACAGGUCAUCAACACUGGCAAAAUUUGCCUCUUGUGUGUGCAUAGUCAGUCUUUAAAGGUGUUGCGCAGCUCAGACCUCAAGCCCUACAUAAUCUUCAUCGCUCCCCCAUCACAGGAACGAUUGAGGGCCCUUUUAGCAAAAGACAACAAAAACCCAAAGCCUGAGGAGCUUAGAGACAUCAUUGAGAAAGCUCGGGAAAUGGAGCAGAACUAUGGCCACCUGUUUGACGCUGCCAUCGUGAACACUGACUUGGACAAGGCCUUCCAGGAGCUUCUCCGCCUCAUCAAUAAAUUAGAUACUGAACCUCAGUGGGUCCCUUCAUCCUGGCUGCGCUGAGAUGAACCCCACUCGGAGCCUGACCCAUCAACAGACGGGUGUAAAUGAAGAAUCUCUUACACUCGGGUUCCUGUGGCAGACUCUAAGGCCAUGUUUUUACACUACAAUAAUUCAACACUCUAUUAAAGAUAAGGACAUUACGCCACCUCAGACCUUGACAGAAGUGUCUGUCUGCACUGUGCUGUCAACAGGCUGGGGAAAUUAGUUUUUAUGUCAUAAUAUGUUUGAUCAUGGUGUGUAUUUGAGUCCAAUUACCCACAUUCCAUAGACCUGUAAGAGAGUUACCAGCACUUGGUGCAGCAGUACAAUUAGGGCUUCUAUACUGCUUUUGAUAACUAUUUAUGAUUGUAAAUAUUCUGUAUGUCAUUUUAAAGAGAAACAUGGGAAUGGGUUUGAAUUGUAAGAAAGCAACUCUUUUAAAAGUUCAAUGGGGAGAGAUCUGUGCUCCAAAACUGCUCUAGAGUUUAGACUCCCUCAUUAGCAGACAAAAUGUUUGUACUCUUUAUUAUUCUCUCCUUCAUCACCUUAAACAUCUGAUGUAUAAAGUUUCAAGGAUACCUAGCAGUGAGUUCAGUGUCCGUCACAUUUGAACAACUCUUCCAAGCUUCCAAGACACCAAAUGGGAUGAAUGUUGAAGUGACUGCAACAGUACUCGAAGCCUCUGCCUUCAAUCCCUGCAGUGCUGCCUCUGUGUUCCUAUGGCAACCAACACUGUGAUUAUGACAGAGUUUAAUAGUUAAACUUCAGGUUAAAUGUUGUUUUGAGUGUUUGCAAGGCCAAGUCUAUAAUAAGAGCUACCGUAAUUGGCUCAAAGCUUCUCCUGUGCUCUUGUCCCAGUAUUCACAUGCACUCAGAAGUGUAACCAGUAUUGUAAACAGUGUUCGGGAGCAAUACAGUGAGGUUCACGAUCUGAGCAUUGCCACGGCCUAGUCUUAGUCAAUGUUUAUGCAGAACUUAAAAUUAUGUUUCUUUGAUCAAGUGAUAUUCCUUUAAUUGGAUUGUAAGAUUGUUGUAUUUUUACCCAUAGGCUUUCAACUUGAGCAAGCAGUGGUUGUGCUCUAUUAUUAGGGUGGAUCUCAUGAAACCUGUCAAGAACAUUUCUGGGUCAUUUUUCACCCCAAAUUCAAAAGAAAGAAAGUAUUGUUUAAAGAAAACAUAACUAUUUCUUUGGACUAGGAUUUUAGAUAUUUUUGGUAUUUGAUAUUGAUAUAUCAUACUAUAUUUUCAUGACAGACAAGGACAUUUCCCCCUAAAAGUCUCAUCACUUUAAUAAAGGGAAAAAAAUAUUUAAUUAUCAUGGUAGUAUUUGUUGUACUGCCGGAAAAAAAGCAUUGUGUUACAGUAAGAAAUUACUGUAUUACAGUAAGAAUCUGAUGAAAAUCCCCUUUUGAGGAUAAUUAGAUUUACAAAAAAAAAACAUCUAGAUGUAUUGUGGUAAUAAGAAAAGUUGCUUAAUUGUCACAGUCUUAAUUUACCUAACAAUAUGCUUCAAUUUCUUUAUGGCUAUUUUAUUAUUAUUAUUUUUCAUUUUGAUUUUGGGGUGAAAUGCGAUUCAAACAUUUCAGGAAAUUUUCACAUUUUAAUGAGAUUCACUUAUUAGUUUUCCAUGACUUUUAGUGAUCAAAAGUGUGAAACAUCAGGUCCAUGUUGAAGUCAUAUGUGAGCGUAUGCUUGUGAAUGCAUGAUUUCUGUGAUUUGCCCAUGAGAGCAAAUAUUGGAAGUAGGGAGCGCUUGAUCAUGAUUGACACAAAGCAGUGUGCAUGAUUGAAAACAACCCUUUCUGCAGGCAAGUAUUCUCUCUAUAACUGCUUCAAGCACACACUGAAAACAGCUGAGAGAUUUGUUUUGCAAACUGUUUUUACUGUUUUUUUUUUGUUUUGUUUUUUUUUUCUUCAAGAUAUUGUGUAUUUAGGAAACAACCUAAAUAUUUUUUUUUUAUGUACAGAAUAGAUCGGACACAUCCUUAAGCUUUUUACUCUUGUGCACUACAGUUUGGUUUCUGUUCUGAGUGUGGACUGAGCCAGUAACCUGCUGUGCAUCACCUCAGUCUCAUGUGAUCUAGUUACAUGCCAGUGAACUGAAAGUAGAAUUAAUGAAUGUAAAAGAUGAAUCACCUUUCCUUCUCAACUGUUUUUGUUUGAAUUAUGUAAGUGAAUUAAAGCCCAGAUUAAUAGA